This is a messenger RNA of Tupaia belangeri chinensis (Chinese tree shrew), 3747 nucleotides long. It is a transcript of the gene PLA2G4F, whose product is annotated as phospholipase A2 group IVF. Gene Ontology annotation, molecular function: calcium-dependent phospholipid binding; calcium ion binding. Gene Ontology annotation, biological process: glycerophospholipid catabolic process. The coding region runs from base 73 to 2625 and encodes 850 amino acids. The transcript has 20 exons. The record is from RefSeq and is a predicted model, not a curated record. Lineage: Eukaryota; Metazoa; Chordata; Mammalia; Scandentia; Tupaiidae. Gene Ontology annotation, cellular component: cytosol; vesicle; ruffle membrane.
GUGUAGUCAGAGGAGAGCGAGGUGGCUCUGGAAAACAGGCAGAGCUUCCUGCUGGGAACUGGGUGUCCAGCCAUGCUCUGGGCACUCUGGCCGAGAUGGCUGGUGGGCAAGGGGCUGCCCCUCCUGGGGGCAGUGCCACUGUGGAAGAGAAAGAAGAGGGGACCUCAGUGGAGGCACUGGCGGCAGGAAACCCACCCAUACUAUGACCUCCAGGUGAAGGUGCUGAGGGCCAGAAAUAUCCGGGGCACGGACCUGCUGUCCAAAGCUGACUGCUAUGUACAGCUAUGGCUGCCCACAGCGUCCCCAAGUCCCGCCCAGACAAGGACAGUGGCUAAUUGUAGUGACCCUGAGUGGAAUGAGACCUUCUGCUACCAGAUCCAUGGGGCUGUGAAGAAUGUCCUGGAGCUCACCCUCUAUGACAAGGAUGUCCUGAGCAGUGACCAACUCUCCUCGCUCCUGUUUGACCUGAGGAGCCUCAAACCUGGCCAGCCCCACAGGCACACCUUCCUACUCAACCACCAGGAUUCACAAGAGCUGCAGGUGGAAUUUGUUCUGGAGAAGAGCCAGGUGCCUGCAUCUGAGGUCAUCACCAACGGGGUCCUGGUGGCUCAGCCCUGUCUGAAAAUCCAGGGCACCAUCAGGGCAGAUGGGACAGCCCCACACCGGGAGUAUGGCUCUAGGCAGAUUCAGCUGGCAGUGCCUGGGGCCUACGAGAAGCCACAGCUCUUGCCCCUGCAGCCUCCCGUGGAGCCGGGUCUCCCGGCCACCUUUACCUUCCACGUGAAUCCAGCGCUGAACCCCACGCUGGAUGUGGAGCUGGGGGAGAAGCUCACGGUUCUACAGAGUGGCCCGAGUGCGGAGCUGGAGGCUCAGACCAGCAAACUGGGCGAGGGGCACAUCUUGCUCUCAUCUCUGCCCCUCGGCCAGGAGCAGCAGCACUUGGUGGCCCUGGAUGAGGGCCAGGAGGUGGCGCUAAGUGUGAAGACAGAGAUGAGCUCUGGGGACCUGGACCUGCGCCUCGGCUUUGACCUCUGUGAUGGGGAGCAGGAGUUUUUGGACAAGAGGAAGCAGGUUGUGUCCAAGGCCCUGCAGCAAGCACUGGGACUGAGUGAGGCUCCGGAUAGUGGCCAGGUACCUGUGGUGGCUGUGCUGGGUUCCGGGGGUGGGACCCGAGCUAUGUCUUCCCUGUACGGCAGCCUGGCGGGGCUGCAGGAUCUCGGCCUCCUGGACACAGUGACUUACCUGAGCGGGGUGUCUGGGUCUACGUGGUGCAUCUCCACACUCUACAAGGACCCAGCCUGGUCCCAGGUGGCCUUGCAGGGCCCCAUUGCACGUGCCCGGACUCGGGUCUGCAGCAGUAAGAUGGGGGCUAUGUCCACAGAGCGGCUACAAUAUUACACCCAGGAACUGGGGGCCCGAGAGAGCAGCGGCCACGGCGUGUCCCUCAUUGACUUCUGGGGUCUCCUCAUCGAGUAUUUCCUGUACCAGGAGGAAAACCCUGCCAAGCUAUCUGACCAGCAGGAAGUCAUCAGCCAAGGCCAGAACCCUUUCCCCAUUUACGCCAGUGUCAACGUCCGCACCAACAUCAGUGGGGAAGACUUUGCAGAGUGGUGUGAGUUUACCCCCUAUGAGGUCGGCUUCCCCAAGUAUGGGGCUUACGUCCCCACUGAGCUCUUUGGCUCAGAGUUCUAUAUGGGACGCCUGCUGCAGCUUCGACCUGAGCCCCGGAUCUGCUACCUGCAGGGUAUGUGGGGCAGCGCCUUCGCAGCCAGCCUGGAUGAGAUCUUCCAGAAGACGGCUGGCUCAGGCCUUGGCUUCUUGGACUGGCACAGAGGCAGCGUCAACGUCACAGAGGAUGACUGCCCAAAGCUCCAGCUUCACGACCCUGCUCGACUGCGAACGAGGCUCUUCACCCCGCAGGGUCCCUUCUCCCAGGCUGUGCUGGACAUAUUCACCUCCCGCUUCACUUCCGCUGAGAACUUCAACUUCACCUGGGGCCUCUGCCUGCACAAAGACUACGUGGCUGGCAGGGAGUUUGUGGCCUGGAAAGACACACACCCGGACGCCUUCCCGAACCAGCUCACUCCCAUGCGGAACUGCCUGUACCUGGUGGACGGAGGCUUCGCCAUCAACUCUCCCUUUCCGCUGGCCCUGCUGCCGCAGAGAGCAGUGGACCUCAUCCUGUCCUUCGACUACUCCUUGGGAGCCCCAUUCGAGGUCUUACAGAUGACAGAGAAGUACUGCCUGGACCGAGGGAUCCCCUUCCCCAGGAUUGAGGUGGGCCCCGAGGACUUGGAGGAGCCCCGCGAGUGCUAUCUGUUUGCCAAGGCUGACGACCCCCGCUCACCCAUCGUGUUGCACUUCCCCCUUGUCAAUCGAACCUUCCGCACACACCUGGCCCCAGGUGUGGAGCGGCAAACAACUGAGGAGAAGGCCUUUGGGGAUUUUGUCAUUGGUGGGCCAGACACCCCGUAUGGCAUGACGAACUUCACCUACGAGCCCGAGGAGUUCGAUCGGCUGGUGGCCCUGAGUCGAUACAAUGUCCUGAACAAUGUGGAGGCCGUGAGGCAGGCCCUCCAGCUGGCUCUGGACCGGCGGCAGGCUGCGGAGAGGGUUGGGGGCUGACCCAGGCAAGAGCUGUGGCAAAGGAGAGACCGCGGGCUGCUCAGCGAGGGAUCGUAGACGUUGUGGGGCUUCUGCUUCCCAUCUCACCAGGACUGGCCUUGUGGCCCUCCGGCCUUGGAGAGCUCUUGCAGAAUUGCAACUGGGACGGGGGAUAGGUCUCUCCACAUGGGUUUCUCAGUGGAACUGGGGCAGAAUGUCUCCCCAGGUGACUUUGGGGGUGCAGGGCAGAGUGCAGAAGUGCUCCCUUUACAGGGGGAUGUGGAAAGAAUCAGGCAACUGUGUAGCCACACUCCUCCCCCAAACAUAGGAAGACUUCAGAGGGCCCGGUCUCCAGACCCUCGCAGGAUGAGAGCUGUGAGAGAGGGGUGCAGGCUGUGCCCCUACACUGAGAUGGAAAGCAGAGAACAUUCACCCUUACCCCCAUGAGGUGGCCCAAACCCGAUCCCAUCCUGAGCUCCUGGACACGGAGCCACUGAGAAUAAAGAGGAGCUGUGGGGGCUGCCAGCUGUGCCCAGCUGUGCCCAGCUCCAACGUCCUGACAGCUAACACACCUUCACCUCCUAGCUCCCGCGUCCCUCCUCAUGGCUCACUCCCCACCCCUCUGUGCAGCUCUUAAAGCCUGAGGGAUGGUGGCCCUCCCUGGCUGGGCUCCAGCUUGUGGUUACGCAGCACCUUCCUGCUCACUUCCCAGCUCUUAAAACUUGGGUCACGUUCUCUGGUCACACGUACAGCUACCACCUCAUGCAAAUAUGGUCUCACCAUUGCAGGAGCUAAAUAGCUGUGGGUCGACGGGGCCUCCACUUGCCAGGGGCACAGUGAAUGCCUGCUGUGUGGGGGCAUACAUGUGCACAAGUUCCUAGUGAGGGCACCCGUCUGAUGGCAAGGGAGGGCAGGGUAGAAGGAGCCUAACCUGGCCUCUGAACUCCUUCACAGACACAUCUAAUGAUCUGGACAUGCCAUUUCUCUUUUUUCCCUGACUCACCUGGGCCCCUCCAGCUGUAUGGAGCCUCUCCAGGGUGGGCAGAUUCCAGGUCUGUGAAGAGGAGCUCCAUCUGGGAACCAGCAGUUAGCGUAAUGGCUAUGUCGCUGGACUCCCACGUAGUCCACCGCGAUUCACGUCCC